CAGCUGUCAUCUGUUAAUUCCCCAGGAACCCACCUACUUACAUGUGAUGAGUAAAUUAAAUUUCCAUAUAAAUACUCUAUCGUGAAUAAGACAGGAUCACAUUUGCCUCGAUUUCAUUUGCAAAUGGUAUUUUUUUUCUUGAAUGGUUAAUCAUUUAACCCAUGCAUAAUUCACCCAUUGAGUAGCAGUACUCCUCCUUGACAAGUAGAAUCAUCUGGCAUUAGAUAAAGUGACAUAACAGAGUAGGGCACGUCAGGGCGCUUUGCCACUUAAAGGGUUAGAUUGUCCAUAUAAACAAGCCAUAUAGCCCAGGAGAGUUUCCCGGCUAGGCGGGAUUAGAACAAUAUCACCACUGUUUAGAAUUAAGUUAUUUAAUUAAUUAACUUUUUAGGGCAUAAUAAACAUGGGAACAAGUGAGAAUAAGAUAAUUGCUGACAUUGUGGCGGCCAAGGUAAGUGAAGUAUUUGUGCCACAGCUAGCACUGUCAGGUACCGCACAACUGUCGAGGUAAAAAAUAAAUCAGGUGUUAUUUUUGUAUAUAUCUUUUCUCAUUGCAGUUAAAUCAGCAUAACGAAUUUAAGGAGGAACACGCACAUUAUGGUGAUUUUCGUGGUACAACAAGGUAGAUGUGAAUAUUUGCUUAUGAUUUCUGAAAUAUUAGUAUAGGUCAUCAUAUUGCCAAAACUGUACAAGCUGUCUAGUUUGGCAAACGUUUCAAACAUCACAAGGAUUUUCAAGCCUUUACUCUGUACAUGAGCAACGUCAUACGUACAGCAGGGACUAUAGAGCCUGUUUAAAAAUGUGUUUGUUGGGGGCAGAAGAGCACAUAAGGUGUCUUAAUUUAUUUGAAAUGGAAUUCGGGUGGCAUUGUAGCCCUGGCUUGGGGUGAAGCCCCAGCUGGUAUUGAUUUCCAUGUAUCUGAGGAUCUGAGGAGCCAUUGUUGUGAUACAGUAUAUAAAGCAAAUUUAAACCGUAUUAUAUAUUUGCCAAUCGCAUUGAGUUCAGUAUGUAGAACAAUUAACUAAGAUGUCUCAUUCAGUACAGUAAGUGUCAUUUUAUGGUACCUGUACACUUGUUCGUUGGUCUAAUUAGGACUUCACAGAGACAUUCUCAACAGAGACAUUUUCUUUGGAAGGUUCUUAAUUUGAAAAAUCUGUUUCAAGGGCACUUGAAAAGCGCUUGAAAAGCACUUGAAAAUAUAAAGUCUGUUUGAAAACCUUGUGCUUGAAAAUUACACAAAUAUUAAUUAAAAUCUAAAAUGUAUAUCUAAUCUGAAAUUUCCAUAAUUUUAUCAUGCAAAUAAUGUUACAUGAGACCCAUCUACACGAUACGACUAGUCAUAUACGAUUCUUAUCCUGUCUUAUACUCGAAUAAAUGCGUGUAAAGAUGUCACAUAUAUGAGAUUUUACCAUAAACUGCAUGAUCAAUUCCAUGUGCAGCCCCCUAUUUUUAUGGAUUUUACCUUAGCAACAAGACUCUUGUAUGGUUUAAGCGAUUCUUUUUAGGGAAUUGUAAGUUUUAACGAUUUCUAAAGGAAUUUUAGAGAUUCCAAGAGCGACCUUGCUAUGAACCAUUUAGACAAAUUUAUGUAGUUUAUGCAUGUCUGUUUUUAUACAGUCAAUUUUAUUAUAUACCAACAGUCAAACUCAAAGUCCCCUUUUUCUGGUGUUUUAUUGGUCGAGAGCAUAUCACGUGAGAGUGACGAAAUUAGGCUGUCUCCCUCGCAACAGUGCGAGAGGGAGAUAAUAGUUAUCGACCGGCGAGUAACGAAAAAAAUCACGUGCGUCAUUACGUGAAAAUGCAACCUUUGGACAUGCCUAGUACACAGUCACGUAGAAACGCAACAAGUUGUUACAAGUCUGCAAACAAGUUGUUAUAAAUCUGUUUACAAGCUGACAACAAGUUGUCUUCGCACUGCUUGUUCCCAUACAUCGCACUGCUUGUUUUUUGUUGUAACAAGUUUGCAACAAGCUGUCAACAACUUGUAACAAGCUUGAUGGCAUUGUCAGACUUGUCACAAGGUAAGUCUGAUACAGUCAUGAUAAACAAGAAUGUUACAAGGGGACGACACAAGGUUGUAACAAUACCGCUAUAUCAUGACUGUAACGGACUUGUUGGAACAACCUUGUAACAUAUUUUAAAUUAAACCUGAUAUGGACCCUCAACUGUCGAUCAGGGUUCGUACGGGUCCUGCAUGGGAAACCUGCGUGAAAGUCAUGGAAUUUCGAUAUUCCAAAAUCCAGGCCUGGAAAUCCUGGAAAAUUAAUUUUAGUCAUGGAAAGUCAUGAAAAAUUGAAAUUUUGCAUAACAUUAACAAAGUAUUUUACUAAAUCCUGCCGUUUCCCCUUUGGGCACGUCUGAGUUUAAUUGUAGUAGCACCAAUUUUAGAUAAAAAUCACACAGAAAGGGCUUUUAAUUGACGAAUGAAAGGUUUGGAACAACGUUAAAAACCAUUGUUAUCGGGAAUUGCAUGUACAGGACUCCAUUGUACAUAAUUUAUAAACAUAUCCACUUGUCCUAACAAAAUUCCGUAUUUCAACAUCAGUGAUCAUUUAUGGAUAAAAAGUGAGGAGAGCCAUGGUCCCAUCAACCCCCAUGCUCUUUGGUCGCUGCGUGAUUGCUUGUUUGAUACUUAUUGUAUUCAUUUACAAAUACAAUAUUGACAUUGAAAUUUUAUUUGAUAAAUUUCCUGAGAUUGUGAAAAAUUAAAAAAAUUUGCACUCUUGUUGAGCUGGGAUUUUGAAUGAUUUGAAUUGAUCCCCCAGGCCCAAUCUUGUAGCGGAGUACAAUUACAAUAAAGUAAUUGUACUCCUAGCUCUCAACCAAUCAGAAUUCAGUAAUUUUGUCAUGGAAUUUGAAAUGUUAUUUGAUAACCCUCGCCGUUCGCUCAUUUCCCAGCCCUGUUGCUCGAUGAUCGAUUAUAUAGGAGAGUUGAAACUCAAACAUCUCAUGAAAAUUUUCAGUACAAAAAAAGAGAAUCGUUUUGGUUGAAUUCGUGACGUAAAAAGUACUUUUUCUGCUGAAAAACUGGCAAUGUAUGAAAAAACCCGAAAAUAGUACAUUCGAUUUAUCUCACAAUACAAGACAUACAGUAGCACAAGCAACAAUGAUGCAACCGACGUUUCGUUUCCGUUAAUUAUAAGUAACGUCCAGCGUGUAUUACAUGUAUACUGUAACUACAAUUUUGCUUUGGCAAUUCCCAACGGUCUGUGCAGCCGAAACGUUCUUGGAUUCAUGGAUUUCUUGAACUGCCUGUGCCAGUGUAAGUAGAGGGUUUAAGUUCGAAUACCGAUACCGAUGUUUUCACUUCCGUUCUCAUUUUGAUACCGGGAAUUUUAAAGCGUUAAGUUAUCACGACAGAUAAAGCAUAGAACACAUUAAUCGUCAGUAUACUAAACGGCAGCUGAGCUAAAAUUCCGACUAAAACAUGACUCAGACGAUGCUAGUAAACAAAUAGCUUACAUACAUGUUUAUCGUAAAAAUUAUGAAAUAUCCGAUUUAUAUGAGUUUAUCUUACAAUUCCCCCGACUUCCAAUACAAAGCCGACUUCGGUAGUGGUGACUUUCUCGUGCUUCUUGCGAGCAGAGAGCAUGCGCAUGACAUGUUGUUAGUAUCGGUAUUGGUAUCGGAAGUCGAACUUAAACUCUCUAGUAUAUAGGGAUGCAACUACCUGAAAGAUAUAAGGGGAGUUUCGACGUUUCGGGCGAAGGCCUUGGAUUUCUGCAUGUCUCAAUUUUCCUAUUUCUUUUGUUAUUAUCAUAGGUUCCGCGAAGUUAUGGCCGCAUUUUUCGAACGUUACAUGAAGCCCUUGGAGAAAAUCGAUCCAAAUGAUGUAUGUGCUAAUGAUUUGGUUUGUGGUUUUGCAACUUGAUUUUCGUACUUACCCAUUAUUGCUGUUAUAUAAGCAUUCUGUUUUUAAAUGCACGCUGGCGUGAUCACAGAACGUAAUCUCAGAACGUUUCUACAACGACCCAAUAGGACUAGUCAGCUACUCAAGUGAGCGUAAGGGGUAGCCAAAGUGUAUCAUAUGACAAAUUGCAUGAUCCACACUUAUUUCUGUAAAAACAUAAAUGCGUGGUGUUAGGUCUACAGUGUUUGAAAUACAUUGGCACUAGCUGGUUAGUACAUGUGCCUUGCAUCUUAUUACCUCGAAACGCGAGAGUUCCAUUAUAUUUUGCAGCUAGUCUUGAAUCAAGCCAUCCUGGGGCCGAUCGUUCGAAAUCUGGUUAGCUAAAUCCUAUGUUAACGAAAAUCUUAAGAGCAAUCUUCCUAACAACUUGUUUACAAAGAUGGAAAUACUUUUCCAUGCAUAUAUCUUGUCCGAAUUAACAAAAAUUUCAUCUUCUGAGGUUUUAAAUUGCACACGGAUUUGACGUUGUACUGUACCAAACCAAAACAGCAGGUUAAAUUGUAACCCGCUAAUCCAGCUUUGAACAACCAGCCCUUGCAGGACGUAUACCUCUGGACCCUUACGACCCAAACAUUGUAGUUAGACGUCAGUUCAUAAGCCAGUCGGGAAGAAUAUCUGCCAAAAUAAUAGUGUAGAUUCGGCAUAAAGCGGCUAAACAUCUAAGGUAACUUUAUCAGUCUAUUCUCCUUGUGACUAUACUUUGCUAUCUAAAAUAAGUUGAAUACCAUGCAUGCAUAUAUGUGGGACCAAAGGCAUGCAUAUAUACCAGUGGUGCUCCUUUUGCACCAAAAAUUUCAAAUUUUGCGAAACCUGAUUCUAUCAAUUUAAAAUGAUUGUUGUGAUGAAAGAAACGGUUUAUGAUCACUUGGAGUAGUUCGAGACACAAUGGACAACAUGCAUGUUGGACUAAAUUUUUUUUAAGCAACGAGAAGGGAAUCAAACAUCACAGCUAAACAACAUGAUUAUAUUAGUAAAAUUGCAAAUUUGGUUGCGAAAUGUUGUAAAGAUUGGAAAAUAUAGCCUUGCAAAGUUUUCAAAUUUUGUAUAUGUUUGUAUUACGUGCGGAAAUUGUUACCAAUUGUUACCAUGGUAACAAUUUCCGCACGUAAUGCAAACAUAUACAAGAUAUACAAACUUCGCAAGGCUUUAUUUCCGUAUUUUACAACAUUUAGUAACCAAAUUUUGCAAUUUUACUAAUUUUAAUAAGUUCUUUACAGGAAUUUACUUUUUUUGCCUAGAUCAAAAAUUAGUCUAACAUGCAAGUUGUCUAUUGGAUCAACAGGAUGGGUUAAUACAGUAUGUGGAUUUUGGCCAUCUCAUGCACUCAUUAUAGAUCUAAUUGUAGAAUGGUUUUGUUGGCGGAAAUUUUCGAGUGUCUAUUAUAUAUAUAAAUGUGUAACAUUUACACUAAAAAAGUCCCAUCAACAAAACCCUUCUAGCCUAUACAAUUGUCAAUUGGGCCAAAUGUACUGUAUGUGUGCCUGCAUGUAGUCCCCACUUGCACCAAAUAUUAAUGGCAAGUUUUGCGUUGAUAUAAAAUUGCAGUUGAAUGGACAAAAUCGGCUAUACUUUUGUUAAUACAGAAUGUAAGCAUGACUGAAUAACUUACAACUCCUAUACUUAAUCUUUCCUAUCCUAUAUUGCUUAGUUAAAUUUAAUAUUAAAAUAUUUAUUGUCUUGUUUGUUUUUAUAGGUAGUUGUCUUUAAUGGUGGUGCAGCGUUAAUCAAAGCUCUAUCCGCGACCAUAUUCAACCCUGGAGGUUAGUCAAUCUUUUUUUUGUCAUUCCUUAAACAAUCUUUGGAGUAAAUGAUAACCACAACAACAUAUCGAGGCAACAUUAAUAAGGUAGUUGACGGAAAACAUAGUUUUUAAACGUGACAACGAUUAAUGAAAAGAUUUGUCAAAAUUUCACGUCGCAGACUGUUAUAUAAACGUCCACAUUGAGUUCAUUGGAGCUGGAUGUAUCAGAAUAGUUGACUGUACAUAAAUGACAAAAAAGCACAGUGCACUAUAUGGUUUAUGACUUCCUUAGCCAGCAAAUCCCGUACUACUUUUGUCACAUCUGAAGCUAUCUAUAUACAUACCAUUAUGGUGUCUGUGGUUGAUUUCUUUCUUUUGGAUGAAUUUAUCUAUUUUUUUCUUGCAUUUUCAGAGGCUAUACUCAUUCCAGCGCCGUAUUAUGGUGGAUUUGAACAAGAUCUUUUCAUUGAAAACGAAAUUAUUCGAGUUCCUGUGCAUUUGUCUAGCAAGGUUAGAAUUGUUCAUUCAUGCAUUUGCCAAAUAAGAUAUCAUUAAUAAUUCGUGAAGAAAAUUCAAAGUAAAUAAAUGUUUUAUCAAUGUCUGCAAAUCAGAUAAAGAUUUCGUCCUGCUUCACGUAAACCUUAAAUUUGGUCAGAGAACAAAACGCACAAAACCGUUAUAGUUGGUAAACAUGCAAUCCGUUGUCGACGUGUUCUACAGUUACGGUAUAUACAGUAAAUAGCGCUCAUUUUUUGUGGAUACAAAUAAUGAGCUUAUAAAAGAUAAACAAGACCUAAGAAAGGCUAGAAAACUACAGACAUUUAUAUUUUGAUAGACACCGAGCGAUAGAGAUGAACUAGGUUUAUUAUUUUUUGAGGUGGCGUUCACACCGGGCAAGUUGAGACGUUUACUUGGCGGGAUACACUGCAUUUAGCGAAACUCACGUGACCACACGCAGCCAAUCAUAUCACAUUUAGCGCUCAGCACUAGCUAUGCAUGUAUGCACCAACUUGUGAACCUAAUCUUGCUAAAUAAUUGGGAUAAUUUGCGAGUGUUUACACCAGAAAAGCUAUAGUGCUAGCCGAUAUCACUGGAUUUUUUAAAAGACUUACAUGUACUAUGGAAAUAUUAUCAAAUAGUAGUGUCAUACUAAUACUAUGGAUAUAGUGUGGACACGUACAUAUGUAUGUGCAGUUGUAGUGAUGCAAAUGUUAUAGAGUGGUUCAGAUUUGACUUCCACUAGAGGUAGCGACCUCUCACUGGCCUACUGUAGUACGCAUGUAAUUGGUUAAUCGGUUAUAUCAAAGGCAUCUGAUUGGUUAGUGGUCGCUUAAUGGUAGUGGAAGUCCAAAUCAGAACGUCUAUAUUAUUUCCAUAAUACGGACCGAAUUUUUUCCAUUGUACGAGAAUACUCAUCUGAACUUUAUUUAACUCAAAUGUUUAACUGGAAAGUGUAUCGCCGCGAUGUGUAGAAGUACAGUAGUUGCUACAUUUUAUAUGUACGUGCCGUUUAAUUAAGGCGCGGAAUUUUCUUGAAUUGCUGAAGUUAUCUUCCAGCCCAAAUUUUGUGAAGUUACAUUUUCUAUAUAGUUAUAAUUAUAAUGAGAUCUAUUCACUAGCCUCAUCCAGAAACCAACAUGCCAUUUGAACUUACCGUGAACGACCUGGAAGCAGCUCUGGCUAAGGCAAAAAAAGAGGUAAGACCAAGUAUUAUACUGUAUGUAUACUGUAUAAUCAGAUAUCCAGCUAA
Molecule: messenger RNA, 7401 nt
Organism: Paramuricea clavata
Lineage: Eukaryota; Metazoa; Cnidaria; Anthozoa; Malacalcyonacea; Plexauridae
Source: the annotation of a GenBank genome assembly